This is a messenger RNA of Ctenopharyngodon idella (grass carp), 1796 nucleotides long. Its product is annotated as gastrula zinc finger protein XlCGF8.2DB-like. Lineage: Eukaryota; Metazoa; Chordata; Actinopteri; Cypriniformes; Xenocyprididae. Bases 544 to 1557 code for a protein of 337 amino acids. The record is from RefSeq and is a predicted model, not a curated record. Gene Ontology annotation, molecular function: DNA-binding transcription factor activity, RNA polymerase II-specific; RNA polymerase II cis-regulatory region sequence-specific DNA binding. Gene Ontology annotation, biological process: regulation of DNA-templated transcription. The transcript is spliced from 3 exons.
UUGGUUAUGUUUAAGUAGAACUGGUACUACUUCGCAGAAUGAAGCUUCGAAACCUUUACGAAUCUUUUGUUUCAAAUCAGUGGUUUGAAGAUCAUAAUCUUUUUUUUUUUUUUUUUUUUGGUAUUUUAGACUCUAAUGGACUUUAUAUGUUUACAUUUUAAAAUUAGAAAAAAAAACCUAACUUUUAUAAGAUAUAUAUGCACUUUAAUAUUGGCACAUGUAUAAAACAUUAUUUUUGAACUCCUUUUAAUAUGUUUAUCACAUAUUUGCAUUUUAAUAUUAGGAUAUGUUAUGCUUUCUGAACCCAAGACGUAGUCUCAUGCUCUUUUCAGCACAUCAUGGACAACAAAAUAAUUUAAUUAGGCAUUUCGACAAGAUUUCAAAUCUCAAUUCAGGACUUUUAUUUUAGUCUGUCGAUACGACGUCACAAGGGGACGCCGCUUCUGCGUCUGUUUGCAUUCUGCUGAAGAAAGGACAGAGUGUCCAAACACACAGAAAAACUCCUGGUGAAGCGACUGAGAUCCACAUUACACUAUUAUAAAGAUGGCUUUUAUUAAAGAGGAGAGUGAAGAUGUGAAGAUUGAAGAAACAUUCAGAGUGAAGCAUGAAGAUACUGAGGAACAAACAGACUUGAUGCAGCUGAAAGAAGAGAGUGAAGUACUGGAUGAAAUGGAAGAGAAAGAUCAGUAUGAGAAACAUUGUGAUUUCAUAACUGGAGAAAAAUCUUUUAGUUGCUCGCAGACCAAAAAGGCUUCCUCACGAAAAAAACCUGUGAAAAAGACCGUAUCUAGAAGUCGUUACACAUGCCAACAGUGUGGAAAGAGUUUUGAUCAAUAUGGAAACCUUAAAGUACACAUGAGAAUUCACACUGGAGAGAAGCCUUUCACCUGCCAACAGUGUGGAAAAAGUUUCACUCAAAAAGGAGGUCUUAAUAUCCAUUUGAGAAUUCACACUGGAGAGAGUCCUUACACAUGCAAACAGUGUGGAAAAAGUUUCACUCAAAUGGGAAGCCUUAAAGUCCACAUGAGAAUUCACUCUGGAGAGAAGUCUUUCAACUGCCAACAUUGUGAAAAAAAAUUCAUUCGAAAAGGAGGCCUUAAAAGCCACAUGAGACUUCACACUGGAGAGAAGCCUUAUACUUGCACACUGUGUGAAAAUAGUUUUACACAUAAAAAAAGCCUUGAUUCCCACAUGACAAGUCACACUGGAGAGAGCUUAUACUCCUGCACUCUGUGUGAGAAGAGCUUCUCACGAAAAGAAAGUAUUAAGAAUCACAUGAAAAUUCACACUGGAGAAAAGGCAUUUGUAUGUGGUCAGUGUGGGAAGAGUUUCACACAUAAACCCACCCUUGACUACCACAUGAGAAGUCACACUGGAGAGAAGCCUUUCACCUGCAAAUUUUGUGAGAAGAGCUUCUCACAAAAAGGAAAUCUUACGGCCCACAUGAGAAGUCACACAGGAGAAAAGCCAUUCAUAUGUGGUCAAUGUGGAAAAAGUUUCAGAAGUAAAGUAAACCUUAAUUUACACAUGAGGGUUCACUCGAGAGAGCUGUUUUGAAUGUCAUCAGUGUGGAAGGAGUUUCACAAAAGGAAAUCUUUAAAAAUAUGUAUGUGUGAAUUUAAAGGCACAAUAUGUAUUUUUUUCACCACUAGAGGUCACUUAUUCAAAAUUAUGGGAGGUGUUGUCUUCAUGCCUACAUCCGAUGGAAAAGAAUCCACCAUCCUAGUUUUCUGUUGAUGAAUGUAUCCAAACAGUUGCUCACCUUUUCUAAUAAAACACAUAACAUAUUAAAGCAU